CGAAGUCUUCAUGGCUGCUGGACUUGUCGAUUGCGUAAGAAAAAAUGUGAUGAAAAGCAUCCGCGUUGCAUAGCAUGUUCAUCACUUGGCCUCUUGUGUGACGGAUAUGGUCCGAAGCCUACCUGGAUGGAUGGAGGUAAAUCGGAAGCCGAGAUGACUGGACGAAUCAAGCAGAUUGUCAAACAGACUACACAGCGCAAAAAAAUACAUCGAAUGUCUAAGAGGUCAGCAAGAAGCCAGCCGACAUGUUUUGAGUCGUCAUCAAACUCUCAAUACCUCUUAUCACCCUUGGAGAUUUCUGCUUCAUCAUGUCAACAAUUGGCUGUUGAGCAGACCAAUCUUUUCAAUUGCAUGGACAUCAAAGAGACAACUCUGUUUAUGCAUUAUUUCGAUCAGGUCUUCAGUAAUCAACUUCGAUUCUUUGGUCUCUCAUCUGUCAAUACAGAUAGAGGCUGGCUUCUGUCCCUGAUGACGCAAACGAGAUCUUUGUAUUCUGGCAUGUUAGGCCUCAGUGCUUGUCAUAAGCAAUCCCUACUGCUUCAGCAAACUCAAACGUACUCGGAUAAUUUCACGUACAGUCUCCUGGAAAAAUACGUCGUAGACGCAUACAAGGAACUGCAAAUGUCCGUGGAACAGUCCGGGAAAUGUUUUCCGAAAGACUUGAAAGCCACUAUAGAGGCGGUUGCUUGUAUCAUUCAGUUGAUAUUUCUCGACAGGCUCAAAGCAUGUAGUGAUUCGCAGAUUCAUAUGAAAACUGCAUCUAGUCUUAUUCAGAGCUUGCCAAGAACUUUCUUUUCAAGACCCGGCACAUCUCCCUCCUUGAUAGACACACCCACAACAGAGCUCGACCUUCAGUCUUUCCUGCCAGACAAUUCAAUUCAGUAUACUGAUUCAGGUAUAUCAUUUCAAGAUGUUAGUGCGAUCAAGUUCUGCGUCGCAUCCUUUGUGUGGUUUGAUGUGUUAUCAUACGCCUCUAUCAACCUGGAUAUCACGCGUACAAAUCAUCGACAGCUCCUUGAAUAUCACGAUAUUCAAUUGGAGCAAUUCAUGGGUUGUGAAAACUGGGUCAUGAUGGUGAUAAUGGAAAUCUCUAUUUUAAACAAGUGGAAACUCAGUCGAGAAAGAGCUGGCCUCUUGAGCACAAUUGACCUUGCAAGGCGAGCUAUCAAGAUCGAAACGCUUCUUAAAAGUGGUUUGGAAAGAAUGGUCAAGUCUGAAAAGCCUACAUCUUCUUUCGAGGAGCACUGGGAUAGGAAUUGGGUCUCAAGACGGACUGCCACAGUGACUAAAGCAUUUGCGUAUGCGUCGAGAACCUACCUUCAUGUAGUUGUUUCUGGUGCUAUUCCAGAACUGCCUGAGAUAAGAGAAAGCGUAUCUCAAACAAUUGAGGAAUUCAAGAGAAUGCUGCAUCCUCUCGAAGUCGAGAGUUUGACCUGGCCAUUGUGUGUCACUGGCUGCAUGGCAACAGAAGGGCAGAGAGAUUUCUUCGCCGAUCUUAUGAGUUCUGCCAAGAUUACCGAGUCGUCUUCAGGACAAACGUGGAAGGCUUUCCAGAUUGUCAAAGAGUGUUGGAGAUUACGGAAUACGGACUCGGGGAAUGUUGAUUGGAAGUCUGCUAUGGACAGCUUAGGUUAUCGGGUCUUACUUAUAUGA
Messenger RNA from Mollisia scopiformis, 1653 nucleotides. RefSeq lists its product as uncharacterized. Gene Ontology annotation, biological process: positive regulation of transcription by RNA polymerase II. The transcript is spliced from 3 exons. Gene Ontology annotation, molecular function: DNA-binding transcription factor activity, RNA polymerase II-specific; transcription cis-regulatory region binding; zinc ion binding. The record is from RefSeq and is a predicted model, not a curated record. The annotation marks the transcript as partial. Gene Ontology annotation, cellular component: nucleus. NCBI's taxonomy places the organism in Eukaryota, Fungi, Ascomycota, Leotiomycetes, Helotiales, Mollisiaceae.